AUGCUCCAUCUGCGCUUGGUGGGCCGCCCGCCGGUGCCCAUCCACCCAGUCGAGCAGCAUCUCUGGCUGGGCCUCCGCUGGCAACACGAACAGAACUUCUUGUCCCUCCUCAACCAGCGGCUUGCGGCAGCAGGAGCACAGUGCGCCAGCCUGGCGGGCUUGGUGGCCAAUGGGGGAGUGCCCCUCGCGGUGGCCAUGGCCACUUUCGAGAUGGUUAUAGAAGGCUCCUUUCGCUUUGGUCGGUGGCUGCUGGCUGUGGCCCCUGGCGCCUCCGAAGUCCUGAAUGCAGCCUACGAGGGUUGGGCGCGGUCCUUCAUUGGUGCCCCGCCGUGGAGGAAUGCGAUGGUGGCUGCGUCGGAGCUGGGGUGGCCUCUCUCGGGAGCGGGCCGCGCUGCGGUAGAUGUUGCUGUGCGCAGGGCCACACUCUGGGCGUUGCCUGAGGACGACCUGUAUGGCGCGGUCUUUCGUGGGUCGCAGGCAGCCGGCCACCCCUCCUGGGCCAGGGCAUCGCUCUGCCUGCUGCAGGACUGGGGAGUGGAGGACUGGCCAAUCUGGAAGGCACGGUGCGCGGGUUCCCUGGCAGCAUACAAGGCAUACGCAAAGACGGUCAUCACAGGACGCUGUCUUGCUGCCCGUGCGCAAGCCCUGGACGGCCACCCCUACGUCCAGUUGCGGCCGUGUGUGAGCCAGGAUCUUGCCAAGGGCUACGCCCUUGGGCUCCCUACCUCGUGUCUGCGUGCUCAGCGGUCUGUUUCGCGCCUCCGCGCGGGCCUCCUGACCCUCACGCACCGCAACCGCAGGCGCUCAUGGGCUAGGCUGCAGUACUGCAUUUUCUGCGAGGCCACCUUGGCUCCAGAAGAGGGCCUCUCCCAUGCUCUCAAUGUGUGCGGCGCAUGGACAAAGGGGCGCGCAGCCUUCGGCCAGGCCCCGGGGGUGGGCGCGGGCGCGGAGCCAGGGGCCUCCCUGGGGGCCGAACCGGGGUCGCCGGGCUACCAGCAGCUGGCAGAGUGGGCAGGUGCUCUGGACUCUAGUGCCACGGAGUUCUGGAGCGGAGCCCCUUGA
This is a messenger RNA of Prorocentrum cordatum, 1062 nucleotides long. Lineage: Eukaryota; Dinophyceae; Prorocentrales; Prorocentraceae. The record is from the annotation of a GenBank genome assembly.